AUGAGCAUAAAUUGCAGCAUAAACCUCAAAGAAAACGAUAUUAAUGAAAAUAAAAAUAUUGUUGAGAAUAGUAAUGUUGCUGUAGUUGAUUGUUGCCAAUCACCUAGUUAUUCGGCUACUAACAAUUUUUUGAAUGUAUCACAUCCAAUGGUUAGGCAAUCCUCUGAUACUACACAGAAUCGGCGAGGUAGAAAGCUAAGUCGAGCAUCUGCCUUUGAUAAUGGUGAACCUGGUACUUCUACCACAGGUGGAACUCAGCGAGAUAGGCCUGCUACUUCUUGUCUUGGACAGAAUGAGGUGUUUUAAAUUACAUUAAAAUUUACUUCGAUUUUCUCUUUCGUUUUCUCUGUUGGGGUUAAAUCGGGGUUAAUCUUGAAUGAAUACUUGAUUAAAUACCCAAUACAAUACUAACAUACUGGGUAUGGAAGGUAGGGAGAAAGAGCUGCCAAAGAGAUACCCCUAUUUAAUAUACACCUUAUUGUAUCCAACCUUCCCUGAUCUAAUACUGGCGUUUGCAUCGAUAAUUUUCCAGACUCGAGUCCAAGACUUAACCCCAAGUUAAAGAGAAAGUGCUUUGAUCCGGAUAAUUCAUUCAAUAGUGUGUCG
Meloidogyne enterolobii is the source of this 606-nucleotide messenger RNA. NCBI's taxonomy places the organism in Eukaryota, Metazoa, Nematoda, Chromadorea, Rhabditida, Meloidogynidae. The record is from the annotation of a GenBank genome assembly.